Molecule: messenger RNA, 1089 nt
Organism: Oryctolagus cuniculus (rabbit)
Lineage: Eukaryota; Metazoa; Chordata; Mammalia; Lagomorpha; Leporidae
Gene: TRAPPC4
Product: trafficking protein particle complex subunit 4
Biological process (GO): endoplasmic reticulum to Golgi vesicle-mediated transport
Cellular component (GO): TRAPP complex
Source: RefSeq, a predicted model, not a curated record
AUGGCACUGAGAAACAGCACACUGUCAGGUCCCGCCAUCGCUCGCACCGAGUGCGCAGGCGCUGCCGGAGGAGCACGCCGGGGUCGGAGGGCCGGGUCACGUGACAGGGAUUCCGGGGCGGGGCCGCCGCCUAAGGCGGAGCCGAGAGUCCGGGCGGCGGCAGCCAUGGCGAUAUUUAGCGUGUAUGUGGUGAACAAAGCUGGCGGUCUGAUUUACCAGCUGGACAGCUACGCGCCGCGGGCCGAGGCCGAGAAGACCUUCAGUUACCCGCUGGAUCUACUGCUCAAACUACACGACGAGCGCGUGCUGGUGGCCUUCGGCCAGCGGGACGGCAUCCGGGUGGGCCAUGCGGUGUUGGCCAUUAAUGGCGCGGACGUGAACGGCAAGUACACGGCCGAUGGCAAGGAGGUGCUGGAAUAUCUGGGUAAUCCUGCAAACUACCCAGUGUCCAUUCGGUUCGGCCGGCCUCGCCUCACCUCCAAUGAGAAGCUCAUGCUGGCCUCCAUGUUCCACUCGCUUUUUGCCAUUGGCUCCCAGCUGUCUCCUGAGCAGGGGAGCUCAGGCAUUGAGAUGCUGGAGACAGACACAUUCAAACUGCACUGCUUCCAGACGCUGACAGGGAUCAAGUUUGUGGUGCUGGCAGACCCUAGGCAAGCUGGAAUAGAUUCCCUUCUCCGAAAAAUUUACGAGAUUUACUCAGACUUUGCCCUCAAGAAUCCAUUCUACUCCCUGGAAAUGCCCAUCCGGUGUGAGCUAUUUGAUCAGAACCUGAAGCUAGCCCUGGAAGUGGCAGAGAAGGCUGGGACUUUUGGACCUGGAUCUUGAGCAGAACCUGCAUUGGACCCCCCCCCCCCCUUCUGUGAUCCUGCAGCAGGGGUCCUGCUGUUUCCAUGCUAGUGGAAACCCAACAACUUCGUCAGUGUACUUGAACAUGGGAGACUGCUGAGCCUGAAGACAUUACUGAUCCCCGAGCCUGAACCGUGCUCUCGUCCCUUCUGUAGAUAUCAUGGCCCUACCUCCCACUCUGUACAGGUUAUUUAUGGAGGAGGUGGCCCACUAACCCUGCAAUAAACAUUUCUUUGAUCUCUU